Molecule: messenger RNA, 678 nt
Organism: Guillardia theta CCMP2712
Lineage: Eukaryota; Cryptophyceae; Pyrenomonadales; Geminigeraceae
Exons: 1
Coding region: 1-678 (225 amino acids)
Biological process (GO): calcium ion import across plasma membrane
Cellular component (GO): membrane; voltage-gated calcium channel complex
Molecular function (GO): high voltage-gated calcium channel activity
Source: RefSeq, a predicted model, not a curated record
AUGCUACCCCUUAAUGCGAAGCUGAGAAGACUGUGCAUCCUCAUCAUUGAGAGCUCCUUCUGGAAGCUGCUGAUCAUCAUGUGCGUGUUCGCAAGCUCCUUCUUGCUGACCCUCACAGACCCCUUGAGCACCCCACAACUGCAGCCUGUCUCGCCGUUCCGAGACAGGGUUGAAUUGGCGUCAAAAUCUUUCACCAUUCUCUUCUUGUUCGAAGCCGUCCUAGAGAUCAUUGCUCAUGGUCUGAUCUUCGGUAAGAACGCGUACCUGCUCUCCUUCUGGAACAUCCUGGACGCCUUCAUCCUUAGCGUUGGCAUGCUGGAGUUUGUCAGCAGCUCUGGAGCCAACCUGCUUGCUCUGCGUGCACUGAGGGUGCUGAGGCCACUGAGAGCAAUCAAGAGGUUUGUGUGGUUGAAGUCAUGUGUGGAGGUGUUGCUUCAGAGCUUCUCGGAUGUUCUCAACACCUUGUUCAUCGUCUCCUUCAUCUGUCUCGUCGCUUCCAUCGCUGGCGUCCAACUUUUCGCCGGGGUGUUUCGCAAUCGCUGCUACUCUAUAGAGGAUGGCGUGAUCAUGAAUGGCUUUAUAUGUCAAAGCGCUGCUGCUUCUUACAUGCCUUCUCCUGCACAAUGUCCUUCUGGAUAUGGUGAGACAUCAAUUCCCACUCUCGACCUUCCUCACUGA